Molecule: messenger RNA, 309 nt
Organism: Lactuca virosa
Lineage: Eukaryota; Viridiplantae; Streptophyta; Magnoliopsida; Asterales; Asteraceae
Source: the annotation of a GenBank genome assembly
AUGGCUUUGGUUACAGCACUGGUGAAUGAAAGGCCUGUGGCUAUAUUCAGCAAAAGCUCCUGCUGCAUGUGCUACACCAUUAAGACACUGAUAAGCAGUUUUGGGGCAAAUCCUACAGUUUAUGAGGUAGAUGAGCAUCCACAAGGGAAGCAGAUAGAGAAGGAACUAAGAGGAUUAGGGUGCAAGCCAAGUGUGCCAGCUGUGUUCAUAGGAGAGGAGCUCAUUGGUGGUGCCAAUGAAAUAAUGAGCCUUCAUCUCAAGGGUCAACUGGUACCCUUGCUCCUCAAUGCUAAUGCUAUAUGGCAUUAG